CACUAUAGUCCAUUAAGACAUCAAUUAUAUUUCUGCAGAUAGUCUGAUAAAAAAAAUCAUUUCUUCAGCUAGAUUCAUAUAGAAUUUACGAAGAAAGAAGAAGAAAAAAUAUAUAUAAAGAGGGAGAAAAAUGGAAUGUAGAGAGGAGAAGUUAUUGUCAACAACGUCCAUCAGCGGUGUGCAGAAGCGGAAGGCAGGGAGGAAGAAGUUUCAGGAGACGCGCCACCCAGUGUAUAGAGGCGUCAGGCAAAGAAACGGUAAAUGGGUCUGCGAGCUACGGGAGCCAAACAAGAAGUCUCGCAUAUGGCUUGGGACCUUCUCGAACCCGGAGAUGGCAGCUAGAGCUUAUGAUGCGGCAGCCUUGGCUCUCAAGGGAGAGGCUGCUUCGUUGAACUUUCCGGAUGCAGCGCAGGCAUUGCCUCGUGCGAACUCGUCUUCCAUUAGGGACAUUCAGUCUGCUGCUAUGGAGGCUGCAGAGGCAUUUGGCGGGGAAAAUUUGUUGUCACCGUCAUCUUUGCCGCCUUCACCAUUACCGUGCUUGAAGAGCUCGGAGAAGAUCCAGGAAAGUUCUUUGAAUUCGAUUGUGGAUGAGGAGGAGGUGUUUAACAUGCCAGGGAUACUAGAUGGUAUGGCGGAAGGGUUGAUAUUGACUCCUCUAGGUAUGCAAAAAGGGUUCAGUUGGGAUGACGUGGAUGAUUCCGUGGAUUUGACUCUUUGGAAUGAUUGAUUUCACUUUUAAAUGAUAUAUAAAAAUAUUAUAAAUUU
Molecule: messenger RNA, 765 nt
Organism: Rubroshorea leprosula
Lineage: Eukaryota; Viridiplantae; Streptophyta; Magnoliopsida; Malvales; Dipterocarpaceae
Source: the annotation of a GenBank genome assembly